AUGGAAGCGGCACGGAAGCGGCACGGAAGCGGCACGGAAGCGGCACGGAAGCGCACGGAAGCGCACGGAAGCGGCACGGAAGCGGCACGGAAGCGGCACGGAAGCGGCACGGAAGCGGCACGGAAGCGCACGGAAGCGGCACGGAAGCGGCACGGAAGCGGCACGGAAGCGGCACGGAAGCGGCACGGAAGCGGCACGGAAGCGGCACGGAAGCGGCACGUGAGCGGCACGGAAGCGGCACGGAAGCGGCACGUGAGCGGCACGGAAGCGGCACGGAAGCGGCACGGAAGCGGCACGGAAGCGGCACGGAAGCGGCACGGAAGCGGCACGGAAGCGGCACGGAAGCGGCACGGAAGCGGCACGGAAGCGGCACGGAAGCGGCACGGAUGA
Bacillus rossius redtenbacheri is the source of this 390-nucleotide messenger RNA. RefSeq lists its product as uncharacterized. The transcript has a single exon. The record is from RefSeq and is a predicted model, not a curated record. Lineage: Eukaryota; Metazoa; Arthropoda; Insecta; Phasmatodea; Bacillidae. Bases 1 to 390 code for a protein of 129 amino acids.